AUGAAGCAUUGCAUUCUUGAUACCGGCAUAUCGGUGGCGUAUGAGCCUGAAAACGCCGAACCGAUUGUUGACUUGGUCUUCGUACAUGAGCUCCAUGGCCACCAGUACAAGUCAUGGACCAAGUCCACUGAAAAGCGCAAACCUUCAUCUCCGGCUGCUACGGGGAAGGCAUCUUUAAAUGCAGACAAGGAUGGGAGGGAAAAUCUCAUCCGCCGUGCUCUAGCACGCCUCGGAAGGUCGUCAUCGACGACAUCGCCGGAGACGGCAUCCCAGCCUGGCUUAAGCGAAGCAGAUGACACAAAGAAUGCUCUGGAGGCUCUUUUCUGGCCAGCAGACCUAUUACCUCUUGAAUGCCCGAAUUCUAGAGUUCUAAUGUACGGAUACGACUCCAAAAUAACCAAGUACACAUCUGGAGCCACAAAUAAAAGCAGUUUGCUAUCUCACAGCAAAGACCUCUUGUUCUCCCUUGCUCGACAUGGGGUCCACAACCGGCCUCUCAUUUUCGUUGCCCACAGCCUAGGUGGGAUUGUUGUCAAAGAAAUGCUUGGCCGAUCAUCUUCAUCAGCGGAGGACGACCUUCGCAACAUUGUCGAGUCCACCGCGGCCAUUGUCUUUCUCGGGACUCCCCACAGAGGCAGUCCGGAGUUCGCAGCUAUUGGAGAAUCUCUCCGGUCAAUCGUCAGCAGCCUAGGAAUGGAGACGACUCCAGCAAAUCCUGACGCUCUUGGCUUGAAGACUACGGAUCUAGAACGAGCGCAAGAAGCAUUCUCUACAAUCUGGAAUAACCUGAGUAUGACUGGUAUCAAGCUUGGCCCUCUUCGGAACAAAGUUGUGCCUGAUCACUCUUCGCUGAUUGGAGAUGUUCGUGAGCGGGUCGAAACACUUCAAGCAAAUCAUAAGGACAUGUCUCGGUACAGUGGGCUUGAGGAUCCUAAUUACCGCAAAGUUGGCGGAGAAUUGGGCUUUUUGUAUCGGUCAUUAGUAAAUGUGAACCCGCAGCCACCCAUCAGAGCUGGCCCUUCGACCAAGCGAAAGAAGUCGAGGUCUAGGUCUUCCGACUAUGAGAAGUUCAUUCCACUCAAGCAUUCCACACUCGAUUCGUUGUGGUCCCCAGCGAUGCAUUCGCGGUACCAGGACAUCGCGUACCCGGCGGAUACCACGUGCUCGUGGUUAUUCAACCAUCAGUUAUACCAGGACUGGUACAGUGAAAACAGCGAUCGCAACCAAUCCGGGCUUCUAUGGCUCAAGGGGAAACCUGGGACAGGAAAGUCAGUUAUCAUGAAAGAGGCCUUUCGUCAAGCAGUUCGGGACCAGAAAACGUCCAAUCACCUGACGGCGGCGUUCUUCUUCGGUUCUAGAAGAACCGAAUUACCAGAUUCUGAGUCGAUCCUUUUUCGCUCCUUACUGCAUCAGUUGUUAGUGAAAAGCGACAAAUUGUUCUUGCUCUGGUAUGACAAACUUCAAGAAGAGUCUACUACAAUCGAGUCUAUGCUUUCUAAACUCCAAGAGCUGAAGCAUUUCUUUCAACAUAUCGUUUCUUAA
Molecule: messenger RNA, 1542 nt
Organism: Clonostachys rhizophaga
Lineage: Eukaryota; Fungi; Ascomycota; Sordariomycetes; Hypocreales; Bionectriaceae
Source: the annotation of a GenBank genome assembly